AUGGACCAGGUGUCGGCUGUCAGCGAUCCUCUUAUCAGCUUUGCCAAAGCAUCCGUCCAUUUCUUUCACAGAUGUACGAAGCCUGACAGAAAAGAAUUCAAGAAGAAUGUAAUCGCGACAACCAUUGGUUUCUUCGCAAUGGGCAUCCUCGGCUUCGUAAUAAAGCUGGUCUUUGUUCCUAUUAACAGUAUCAUUGUCGGCGGUUAA
This is a messenger RNA of Dibothriocephalus latus, 207 nucleotides long. Lineage: Eukaryota; Metazoa; Platyhelminthes; Cestoda; Diphyllobothriidea; Diphyllobothriidae. The record is from the annotation of a GenBank genome assembly.